This is a messenger RNA of Homarus americanus (American lobster), 1016 nucleotides long. RefSeq names its product trypsin-like. The transcript is spliced from 6 exons. Lineage: Eukaryota; Metazoa; Arthropoda; Malacostraca; Decapoda; Nephropidae. Gene Ontology annotation, molecular function: serine-type endopeptidase activity. The annotation marks the transcript as partial. Gene Ontology annotation, biological process: proteolysis. The record is from RefSeq and is a predicted model, not a curated record.
AUAUAUGCAAGGAUUAAGAAGUUGUGUGAUGUUGUGGGAACAGAGUGUGGACAAGUCAACCGACAGACUCGUAUCGUGGGUGGUCAGCCAACUGAGAUACACGAGUAUCCCUGGCAAGUGGCUCUCGUCAGUUCUUCCGGCUCAACACCAUUCUGUGGCGCCUCCAUCAUCAGUAACCAGUGGAUCCUCACUGCUGCUCACUGCGCUGCCGUCAUGACCACCAGCAACAUGGUGGUGAUCGGCGAGCACAAGUACACCAGCACUUCCGAGACGUCGGCCACAGAGCGCCUCAGUAUUGCUCAGAUAAUCGUGCACCCGAGCUACAACAGAAACACCUACGACAACGACAUUGCACUCCUGAAGCUAACAAAUCCCAUCACCUUCACCAGUGACAACAAGAUCGCCCCUGUCUGUUUCCCUACAUCAGGCGAACUUUACAGCAAUGUUGAUGCUACUGUGACUGGCUGGGGCACCCUUACCUCAGGCGGGUCACAGCCAAACACGCUGUAUGAGGUCACGGUACCCACCAUGACCAACGACAAGUGUAAAACCAAGUACAGCAGCUCAGGCAUAACUUCCAACAUGAUCUGUGCUGGCACAGACGCUGGUGGCAAGGACUCCUGCCAGGGUGACUCUGGUGGUCCCAUGGUCACUGCUGGGGACAGUAGCCAGAGGUUCAUGGUACAGAUCGGUGUAGUGUCUUGGGGCUACGGUUGUGCUGAUGCCGAUUACCCAGGAGUCUACGCCAGGGUCACAAACUACCUGACCUGGAUUGAGGCCAAGAUUGCUGGGUCGACCACCUGCCUACCACCUGCUGCCAGAGAAUAGGCGUCAAUUUCACCUCCUUUGGGGCCAACAUAGACAGGGGUGAACUCCACCCUCCCUGACUUUAGCACUUUAUUAACCCUUAGUCAUUGAAGUAACACCAUUAUAUGUUUCUGUUGCUCGUUUUCGCCAUGCAGAACUAUAACAUGUAGUUAAUAACUUCCUUUAAAAAUAAAUAAAGAUGAAGUGCA